AUGGAUUACAAUGUUGAACUAAUUGGUGAUUACACGGACAAUUUUCUCAAUGACGUCCGAUACGACAAUUUCGAAGAUGCUGUAACAGUUACCAAAAACAUCGCGAUGUCUCUUGGUUUCUUUCUAACUAAGGGAUCGAUGAAGCCACGUGAGUUGAGCAACAAAAGAUUAUUGGGUAUCUGUUAUAUGUAUUGCGACAGAUGCAGUAGGGAGAGGAAGUCAUACAAGCCGGAUCCUUCCAAGGAGAGUCGUGGCAAUACAAGUUCAAAAGGAUCGGGGUGCAUGUUCAGGAUUAAAAUCAAAGAACUACUGGUUAAUCCAGAUGCUCUUGAUGGACCUUCAUUCUGGGAGAUACAAGGAGUGACGGAGCAAGGAACCGGUUUAAGGCGAGGGUAUCACAAUCAUGAGAAGAUGCUUUAUCCCGAAGGCCACAGUCAAAUGAAUCAAUUGAGUCAGGAGGAUAAAGAAUCUCUGAGGCAGAUGAGAGAUGCUGGGGUACCUCCGUCGCAACAGAAGCAGACAAUAAACAAGCAGAAGGGUGACAAAGGCCAUCACACCCAAAGGCAGAUGUAUAACCUCGGGUCCAAGUCUAGGAAAGACGAGAUGGGCGAGAUGAAUGCAGUGUAG
Linum trigynum is the source of this 627-nucleotide messenger RNA. The record is from the annotation of a GenBank genome assembly. Lineage: Eukaryota; Viridiplantae; Streptophyta; Magnoliopsida; Malpighiales; Linaceae.